Molecule: messenger RNA, 2310 nt
Organism: Oenanthe melanoleuca
Lineage: Eukaryota; Metazoa; Chordata; Aves; Passeriformes; Muscicapidae
Product: keratin, type II cytoskeletal 4-like
Exons: 9
Coding region: 1-1695 (564 amino acids)
Biological process (GO): keratinization; intermediate filament organization
Cellular component (GO): keratin filament
Molecular function (GO): structural constituent of skin epidermis
Source: RefSeq, a predicted model, not a curated record
AUGUCUCGGCAGUCCCGUGCUCUUGGCAAGGGGUUCAGCUCCAGCUCCGUGUGCUUCGGGGGCAAGAGCAAGGCGGCGCUGGGCCCGGCGCAGCGCGGGGGGUGCCGGGGCCCCGCCGGGGGCUUCAGCAGCAGGAGCCUCUAUUCCCUGGGGGGCACUAAGAGCACCUCCCUGGGAGGCUUUGGGGGGGCUGGCGCUGCCUGCAGAGGCUUUGGUGGCCAGGGAGGCUUCGGCCUGGGGGGCGGCUUUGGAGCGGGGUGCUUCGGCGGAGGCCUCGGCGGCUUCGGCGGAGGAUUCGACGGCGGGAUGGGGGGCCAGGGCUUCCCCCCGUGCCCCCCGGGGGGCAUCAGGGAGGUGACCAUCAACCAGAGCCUGCUGGCCCCCCUCAACCUGGAGAUCGACCCCGAGAUCCAGAAGGUUCGGACGCAGGAGCGGGAGGAGAUCAAGAAACUCAACGACAAAUUUGCCUCCUUCAUCGACAAGGUUCGGUUCCUGGAGCAGCAGAACCGAGUCCUGCAGACCAAGUGGGAGCUGCUGCAGCAGCAGGCUGGUCCAACGGGGGGCAGGAACCUGGACCCCUUCUUUGAGACCUACAUCAGCGGGCUGAGGAAGCAGCUGGAUGGUCUCUCCAGUGAGAAGCUCCAGCUGGAGACAGAGCUGAAGAGCUUCCAGGACAUGGUGGAAGACUUCAAGACAAAGUACGAGGAGGAGAUAAACAAAAGGACAGCAGCUGAGAAUGAAUUUGUGCUCCUCAAGAAGGACGUGGAUGCAGCCUACAUGACCAAGGUGGAACUCCAGGGAAAGCUGGAUUCUCUGUCAGAUGAGAUCAACUUCCUCAAGUGUCUUUACGAGGCAGAGCUGUCCCAGAUGCAGAAGAGCGUGUCGGACACGUCGGUGGUGCUGUCCAUGGACAACAACCGGAGCCUGGACCUGGACAGCAUCAUCGCCGAGGUGAAGGCGCAGUACGAGGACAUCGCCGCCCGCAGCCGCGCCGAGGCCGAGGCCUGGUACCGCUGCAAGUACGAGGAGCUGCAGGCAAGCGCGGGCAAGCACGGGGACAGCCUCAAGGACACCAAGAUGGAGAUCUCGGAGCUCAACCGCAUGAUCCAGAGGAUACGGGCUGAGAUCGAGAGCGUGAAGAAGCAGUGUGAGGCUGUUCAGACGUCGAUUGCGGACGCGGAGCAGCGCGGGGAGGUGGCUCUCAAGGACGCCAGGGACAAGCUGACCGAGCUGGAGACAGCCCUGCAAAAAGCCAAGGCUGACAUGGCCCGGCAGCUCCGGGAAUACCAGGAGCUCAUGAACGUCAAGUUAGCCCUGGAUGUGGAGAUUGCAACCUACAGGACGCUGCUGGAGGGCGAGGAGUGCAGGAUGUCUGGGGAGUGCCAGAGCUCUGUCAGCAUCUGUAAGUACCAGCUAACCUGGUGCCUUUUGUUCCUCUCUGCAGCCGUGGUGGGCGGCGGCAGCUCCGUGGGAGGUGGAUACGGCAGCGGACUGUGCCUUGGAGGAGGAGGAAUCGGCUUUGGGAGCGGGAAAAGCUGCAGCACGGGCGGUGCUGGGCUGUGCUUCAGCCUGGGAGGGGGCGGCUUUGGUGCCGGGGGUGGAUUUGGCUCCCUGGGUGGGGGAUCGAGCUCGGUGGUGGUGGGGGGGUCUGGCAGCCUCCUGAAGAACGCUGGCCCCGCUGGCAGGAGGGCGUAGGGAAGGAGCCAAGCCCGGCCUGGCACCCUGAGGAGAAAGGGAGCGAACUGCACGAUGACCCCCAGUGACCACUGAGUGGUGGGCACUGAUGGCACCUGAAACCACCACUCAAACAUGGCCAAACCCACCUGCCAAGGACUGAGAAUCCCAACAGCAGCCCAGAACAGCUCAAUCCCUUGUGCUCUGCUCCAGCUGCUGGACAUCAAAGUGCCCAGGCUUCCUUCAGGAGCAGGACCUGCCCUUUCCUGGGAGCCCAAACCCGGCUGGGAUGAGUCUGUGGAGCAGCACCCUCCAAGCAAGAGAUGCCCAGCCACAGGCAGGAGCCUCGGCUUCUCUCAGACUCUUGUGCUGGAUCCAGCUGUGGUGCAACUUUAAUCAGUGCCACUCAUCAGCCCCAGCUCAAGCUCUAAAACAGGAAUUUCCUUCUGCUGCCUUGGCCCAAGAAGAUGUUUCUCACCCAGCUGACUUUGUUUUUCCCCCCCAAGUUUCACUUGGGCUGUUAUAAAAUGUUUAUUUUUACUCAGGGUUCACCUUUUCCUUGGGACCAUGGGAACAAUCGUGUGUGUUUGCUUAAGUCUUUCUCCUUGGCAUGUGCCAUCCCCCAAUAAACAUGAG